CGAGUCGUGGUGUUACAGCUCUGGAAUGCUACUCGUCAACAUCUAGCUUUCGUUUCACCAUCAGCUGGAGCUGUUGGCGAUUGACCGAGAAUCCCUGAGGCUGUUUGUCAGCUCAUCUGCAGCUGAAAACGUGUCAAACCAUCAAUAUGGCCACAGCACAGUCGAUGCUACUGCUAGCUGUUCAUGUUCUACUCAUCUCGGAGUUCAUUCUGGCCAAGAGAGACUACUAUGAGAUCCUGGGGGUCCCCAGAGAUGCCACCGACCGUCAGAUCAAAAAGGCUUUCCAUAAACUGGCCCUGAAGCAUCACCCAGACAGAAACAAGGACCCGGGGGCAGAGGCAAAGUUCAGAGAAAUAGCAGAGGCUUACGAGGCGUUGUCGGAUGACAAGAGGCGGAGGGAGUAUGACCAGUUUGGCCACGACGCAUCGUCAGGGGAGGGCCAUGGAGGCGGCAACGAAAACUACAACUUCAGACAGCACUACCAGUCCUUCAACUUUGAUGACAUUUUCAAAGACUUUGACUCCUAUGGUCAACAUCAUCAACACCAGUUCCACUCCCAGGAUCAGGCACACCAGAAGAGACACUUUGACAGCCACUUCCAGGCUCACCGGGAGGCCAUGAACAGGCAGAGAAAGGGCUACCAGCAGGGGGCCUUCGGCAGCGGACUGUUUGAUGACAUGUUUGAGGACUUGGAGAAAAUGUUCUCCUUUAACACGCACACCUCCAGGACUGAGAACAGAUUCCAGGGUGCAGUGAAGCAGCACUGCAGGACAGUGACUCAGCGGAGGGGGAACAUGGUGACUACCUUCACCGAAUGCUCCUGAGGCUGCAGAAAAACGGCACACUUAGGAGAGGAGCCACUCGAGACACAGCAGGGCUUUAUUUUCUUUACUUGCUGUUUUGGAAUAAAAUGCUAAUUUAUUACCUUUUUUUUUGGCGAAGAGAAAGUCAUUGUGUUUUUGGUUAUUCAGUAAAUAUCCCAGCUGUUUUAAUAAGUGGCUGCUGUUAAGCAAUAACUCAGUCAAUGCUCACUGCAAGGAAAUAAGUCUUAGGAUCCCCUUUGUUUAGCUCUCCAUUUUCCUUUGUUUACUUGGCUUUUCUGAUGAUACAAUCUGAUAAGACUCCGACACGACCGAGGAUAAAGGAUCAGCUGAGGACAUUUUUCUUUUGAGGUCACCGGGGCAAUGAAAGUUGUUGGGAAUAACAGUUGUAAUACGGUGAAACUUUAAUUCUACAGAUAUUUGGGCAAUUCUACUAUUGUGUAUUUGUCAAACAAAAAAAAACCUUCUAGCAAUUUCAGGAAGUCUCACCACAGUUGCUUCCCAUGCUGUAACUUGUCCAGGCUGGCCAUCAUCAAUGAUACCUCAUUUUCAGUUCUCCGCGCGGAGCAGCAUCUACCUUCACUCGUUCAGGGCAGGAAAUUAGCUUCAGUCCCACGACAAAUCCUGGUAAAACGCAGCCGCCGGUGAGAUGCGUGAUGUCACCCAGCUGUGUUUGUCAGCUGUUGCUGUGAAUCUCACUCUGGGCUCAUUUACCAGCCAAGCUGAAUGGUUCUGAGGAGUUUUCCAAACUGGUAAUGUGCAAUAUUUAGCACCUUUGCUUGUCGUGUUGCCUAUCUUUUGAAAGACAGUGAUGUGCAAAUGUCCUCGUCUUAAGUUUGCACUUUGGUGUGUGUGUGUGUGUGUGUGUGUGUAGACUGUUGAUUGGAAAAUGUUUUGAACAAAUAAAUAAUUGCAAGAGAA
Messenger RNA from Nothobranchius furzeri (turquoise killifish), 1742 nucleotides. Its product is annotated as dnaJ homolog subfamily B member 9. The record is from RefSeq and is a predicted model, not a curated record. Lineage: Eukaryota; Metazoa; Chordata; Actinopteri; Cyprinodontiformes; Nothobranchiidae. Gene Ontology annotation, molecular function: protein-folding chaperone binding; misfolded protein binding. Gene Ontology annotation, cellular component: endoplasmic reticulum.